Messenger RNA from Pseudo-nitzschia multistriata, 1959 nucleotides. Lineage: Eukaryota; Bacillariophyta; Bacillariophyceae; Bacillariales; Bacillariaceae. The record is from the annotation of a GenBank genome assembly.
AUCGCAUCGCAUCGCAUUCCAUUCCAUCGCAUCGCCCUCCACACCGCCCAAAGAUCCGUAUCGUCUCCACCCAACCAUGUCGGACCACCACCAGUACCAGGGCCAGCACGUUCCGCCCUAUCCCGUUCGGCUACAGGCCCGGGAGCAGCAGCAACAACAGGAGCAACAACAACAGCAACAGCAGGAGGAGGAGCAGGAGCCACCCUCCAAGGGCGCCCCGCUCCACCCCCAGCCCUACGAGAAUGCAUCUGCGUCGGCGUCUUCUUCUUCUUUGUCGUCCUCGGCAUCGGCAGCGUCCCCGACCCAUCCCUCCACCCUUUCCGGCAGCAAGCGCCCUUCCGACGCCGUCUCCGGGCCGGAACCCACGUCGGCGAUCGCCUCCCUCGACGCCGCCCCMUCCCCGCUCUCGCCGGCCUCCCGGCCCACCUCCCCCGCCGAAAAGGGGCGGACGGAGGAGGAGAACCCGGGGGCCGUCCCGAGCGGGGCCCCGAAGAAGGCCCGCAAGUCCUCCCCGAGGUCCUCCCCGAGGUCCUCCCAGGGMGGCGACGGGGCCAGCGUCCGGUCGACCGGGACGAACGCCGCCAAGGGACUCCGGCACUUCUCCAUGAUGGUCUGCCAGAAGGUCGAGGAGAAGGGAACGACGACCUACAACGAGGUGGCCGACGAGCUCGUCAAGAAGGUCGUUGCCGAGCGCAAGGAGGAGGACCCGGGCGGCUCCUUCGACCAGAAGAACAUCCGCCGCCGGGUCUACGACGCCCUCAACGUGCUCAUGGCCAUGGACAUCAUCUCCAAGGAAAAGAAGGAAAUCACCUGGAAGGGACUGCCCACGGCGGCAAGGCAGGACAUGGAGUCGAUGGAAAAGGAGAUCGAACUCCGGGAGCACCAGAUCGCCCAGAAGAAGGAGGCCCUCAGGGACCUGCUGGUCCAGCAGGUCUGYUUCCGCAACCUGGUCCAGAGGAACCACCACCAGGAACAGGCCCGGCAACUCCAACACCACCAGGAACGCAAGAUGGGGGUUCCCGAGGGGAAGAUCCCGCUGCCCUUUCUGGUCGUCAACACCGACAAGUCCGCGGAAACCAAGUGCGACAUGUCCAAGGACCUGACCUUUAUCACCUUCAACUUUUCGCUGCCCUUCGAAGUCAGCGACGACAACACGAUUCUCAAGGGAAUGGAAAUGUAAGUCUUGUCUCGUCUUGUUUUUUUGUCCGUUCGGAACCGCUGUGCUUCGAUUCCUUCUUUCCUUUCGCGUUUUGUGUGGUGCCGGUUCUCACCCUUUCGAUCCUUCCGCGCCACAAAACAAUACAAAACGAAACGAAACGAAACGAAACGAAACAAAACAGGGAUCGAACCUCAUCGGCCAACCUGAGGCAGAUGUUUCCCGAGGACCUGCUGCGGUACUGCGAAGCCAACCGCCUCACGGACGCCGUCCUCGGGCGGGGGGACCCCGGCGAGGAAGCCUAUUCCCACCACCACCCCCCGCAGCACGACCCCCACGGGCACGGCAGUCAAUUCCACCAGCACCAACACCACCAGCCGCACAACCAGCCCCUGUACCAGCACCACCGCUCCSAGGGAAGCAUCUCGAUCGGCGGGGGGAGCAGCAGCGGCGGAAGCAGCGGGAGCAGCAGCCGGCUGGGGCGGGUGGCCCUGCACGAGCCGCCGCAGCAGCAGCCACCACACCACCCGUACGCGCAUGCGCAUGCAAACGCACACGCACACGCGGUGCCCCCCUCCCCCUACGAGGGCCGCGGGAUGGGAGGCCCGCCACACGGACGGCGGCCGCCGCCGCCCCACGCGGUGCACCACCACCACAACCACCAGGGGCCCUCGUCCGUGGCCUCCUCCCGCAUGGGCAGCGGCCGGGACCGCUACUCGUACUAUGCCAGCCAAUAACGAAGUAUUGGCCGAUUCGUUGUAUUGGGGAAAGAAUUCGCAAUGAAAUACAUUUUAAAAAAUAAC